UCUGAGGUAAAGGUUUCCUUCUUUAACUAAUUCCUCAGAUGACCUCUUGAUUUGUUGGAAAAAAAAUUAAAAAAUCUGUUUCAUACAGGAUCUUGGAGAAGGAAGGAAACAACAACAACCAAAAAAAAACCAAAAAAAAAAAAGAUAAAACAAAAAAAAUGUCUUUCACAGGAACUCUCGACAAAUGCAAUGUUUGUGAUAAGACAGUCUAUGUGGUGGACAUGUUGUCCAUUGAAGGAAUGCCUUACCACAAGUCUUGCUUCAGGUGUACCCAUUGCAAAGGAACCCUUCAGAUGAGCAACUAUUCCUCCAUGGACGGAGUUUUGUACUGCAAGACUCAUUUUGAGCAACUCUUCAAGGAAUCUGGCAAUUUCAGCAAAAACUUUCAACCAGGAAAAACUGAGAAGCCAGAGCUGACUAGGACUCCCAGCAAGAUAUCUUCCAUCUUCUGUGGAACACAAGACAAGUGUGCCGCUUGCGAAAAAACUGUUUACCCUCUUGAAAAGAUACAAAUGGAAGGAGAAUGCUUCCACAAGACAUGUUUCCGGUGCGCUCACGGUGGGUGUACGCUGACUCACUCCUCCUACGCCUCCUUAGAUAGCGUUCUCUAUUGCCGACAUCACUUUAACCAACUCUUCAUGGAGAAAGGAAACUACGCUCACGUCCUCCAAGCCGCCAAUCACCGUCGCACAGCCUCAGGCAACACUCUUCCACCGGAACCUACCGAAGACGUCGCCGUGGAGGCCAAGGAAGAGAAUGGCGUUUCAGAGUCUUGAAUAUCUCUUACAUGAGUGUUUUUGAGUGAAUGAUUGAAUGAAUGUUGUUGCGGGGGAAAGAUUUGAUUUCAUUUGUAAUGAGUUGUUUCCAUAUGAAGACAUGAUUUUUUUUGUUAUUUUUUUAAUUCAUUCGUUAUACAUUUAUUAUUACACACGAAAAAAA
This is a messenger RNA of Arabidopsis thaliana (thale cress), 939 nucleotides long. RefSeq names its product GATA type zinc finger transcription factor family protein (gene PLIM2b). Lineage: Eukaryota; Viridiplantae; Streptophyta; Magnoliopsida; Brassicales; Brassicaceae. Gene Ontology annotation, molecular function: actin filament binding. Gene Ontology annotation, cellular component: cytoskeleton. Gene Ontology annotation, biological process: actin filament bundle assembly. The coding region runs from base 159 to 776 and encodes 205 amino acids. The record is from RefSeq and is marked reviewed. The transcript is spliced from 5 exons.